Fusarium tjaetaba is the source of this 3609-nucleotide messenger RNA. Its product is annotated as acyl dehydrogenase n-terminal. NCBI's taxonomy places the organism in Eukaryota, Fungi, Ascomycota, Sordariomycetes, Hypocreales, Nectriaceae. The transcript is spliced from 7 exons. Bases 1 to 3609 code for a protein of 1202 amino acids. The record is from RefSeq and is a predicted model, not a curated record. Gene Ontology annotation, cellular component: nucleus. Gene Ontology annotation, molecular function: DNA-binding transcription factor activity, RNA polymerase II-specific; oxidoreductase activity, acting on the CH-CH group of donors; flavin adenine dinucleotide binding. Gene Ontology annotation, biological process: positive regulation of transcription by RNA polymerase II; aromatic amino acid catabolic process.
AUGCCACCUGAUCCCAAGUUAUACUUACCACCAAAUGUGCCAUGGAGCGAACCUGCGUGGUAUCGUACCGGCAACUCAGUCUACCACAACGCAUCUCAUCGGAAAUUGAGGGAUAACAUCCGGAAAUAUGUCGAUGAACAUAUUCUUCCAUAUGCUCUAGAAUGGGAAGAAAAAGGCGAGGUUCCACGAUCAGCGGCACUGAGUUACUGCAAAUCUGGAAUUCCUUUCGACGACGUACCAGAAGACUUCCGACCUCAGGAUGUCCCCAACCUAGCAGGAAUCCCUCAUGGCCAAUUGGAUGCCUUCCAUUUUCUUAUUUCAACCGACGAGAUGUCACGUGUUGAAGGCGGAGUUUCUAUUGCUCUCGGCGGCGCGUCUACGAUCGGGCUGCCACCGGUACUCUAUUAUGGAACUCAUAAACAAAAGUCUCAUUGGUUUCCAGGACUAUUUUCGGGGAGUGUGAAUUUCUGCCUAGGCAUCACGGAGCCUGGUGGUGGUUCAGACGUAGCCAACAUCCAAACCACAGCUGAAAAGUCUUCAGACGGUAAGUUUUACGUUGUGAACGGUGCCAAGAAGUGGAUUACAGGUGCUCCAUGGGCAACUCAUAUGACUACUGCUGUACGAACCGGUGGUCCAGGUGCCAAAGGUAUCACAGUCCUCGAGAUCCCGCUCGAUAGCCCCGGCGUGUCUGUGAGCAAGAUCUUCAAUAGCGGACAGAACGCUGGAGGGUCUAGUUUCGUAGAUCUCGAAAAUGUCAAAGUCACCGUCGAGAAUCGGAUCGGCCCAGAGAACGAGGGCUUUGGAAUCAUCAUGAAGAACUUCAACAGAGAAAGGUAUGCACUCGCGGUCAGUUGUAAUCGAAAGAGCCGUACCUGCCUCGCUAUGUCAUUUUCAUAUGCGAUGGAGCGAAAGACCUUUGGGAAGAGGUUGAUUGAGAACCAAGUCAUACGGCGCAAACUCGCUGAAGUUGCACACCGUGUUGAAGCUCAUUGGGCUUGGCUUGAGCAGAUUGCUUUCCAAGUCAAUUCGUCUAGCGAAGGCUGGCAGGAACCAAGCAUUGCAAGUCAGAUUGCCUUGGUCAAGAUCCAAGGCGGACAGAUGGUGGAAUUGGCGUGCAGAGAAGCACAGCAAAUCUUUGGGGGCGCUGGAUAUCAAAAGGGCGGCCGUGGGGCGACGGUGGAGCAAAUUAGCCGCGACCUUCGGAUGCUAGUAGUCGGCGGCGGCAGCGAGGAGAUUCUUACAGAUCUUGCCCUCAGACAGGAGAUAGGAGCUUUCAGCAGGCAGGCAAAAAUUCCAGCAGCUGCAGAAAGGCAUAUCAAUAUCGGUUUCCAUAUCCCAGCUUGCCUCGUCUUCUUCUACUCGAAAAGCUCCAGCCUGUACGGCAUCGUGUUCAAGGCAUCCGACGACCACAAACCUCGCACCCUAUUGGACGUUCUCGCCCAAGACAAACUCGACCAUGUUAGCCGAGACCUCGACGACUGUCUCAGUUUGCCACGCCAGCUUGUCAAUAACAGUAAGGUCAACUGGCGGUUGUAUUGCCACCCCGAGCGGUACCGCACCCUGGUGAUCAAGGGUACGGACGAUGCUUCUGCACCGGCGACAUCGCACAUGCGUUAUGACGCGCUGCCAGACUUUCAUUUGAUGCUACCUCUAACGACUAGAGCGACAGACAAUAUCGACACUGUUGUACAUGCCCCCAUCUCGAACGAUGGUGACACUAUCAAACUUCUACAGCAGUCUUCAAAAUAUGAGGAUGCACAAGAUGCGGCUCAGCGCGAUGGUUCGCCAGCUCUGUCAAACCUUUUACGACACGGGUCUUGGACAAUGAAUGGACCCUUCAUAUCAGACCUUUCGUCCCCCAGCAUCGAGGCACUACGACUAUGGAACAGUUUACGAUUUGUUCGUAUGGGCUGGCUGACUGCACUUGAGGCGGUCUCCUAUAUGGACCUGUUCUUUGAGAACAUACUCCCUCUAUCACCGGUAAUGGAUGACUUUUAUAGCCACCACGACAACCAUUACAAGCUGAUAACACAAGAACCCCUCCUCUGCUGCACGAUUCUCAUGAUAUCCUCGCGCUUUCAUUGUCUGCAAGGUACUUCCAGCUGGUCAAGAAGCGUCGCUCUACACACUCGCCUUUGGGAACAUUGUGAACAUCUUGUCAAUCGAAUUAUCUUUGGCCAAGAAAAGAAGUCCAAAGCAAAAACUCGAACGCUUGGAUCAAUUCAAGCCCUCAUUCUUAUGACUGAGUGGGCGCCCCGAUCGGUUUACUUCCCGCCCAAGUCAGAUGGCUGGGAUUCCGACCUACUUUUUCAGCUUCCCGACGAACGUGACCAGUUAGAUGGAAACUCGGCAGAUGUGACGCAAGAUCUCCAAGGGAAUUGGUAUCGAGAUGUUGUAGCUCCCGCAAAGACGAUCGAUCGCAUGUCGUGGAUGCUUCUUGGUUGUGCAGUCACUCUUGGCCAUGAAAUCGGCUUGUUUACUGCAACGGGAAUGAACUCAACAGUCAACGAUACGCAACACCACAGAAUAAACCACGUCUGGCUACGCAAGGUGAUAUUUAUCGCCGAUGAACAACUAUCCAGUCGAAAUGGGCUUACAUCAGUGAUUCCUUCGAGCUUGAACUCAUCAGCCUUUGAACCCUGGAUAGGUUCUUCAUCUGCUAAGGCGGAGCAAACGCGCAAGUUUGUCAAUGGCCAACUGGCUCUCGCAGAGUUAGCUCGAUCAAUCUCGAAUACCCUGUUUUCUUCGAGAAAUACUACGCAGGAGCAUAUACAGAGCUACAAAUACGUGAGCAGCAUAGAAGAAUACCAGCAGAAACUUGCCGCAUGGCGAGAGGUAUACCUGGAUAAGCAAGUAUUAUCAUGGCACACAUACGAUCUGCUCGAAAUAGAGUACCAGUACGCUACCGUAUUUCUUCACAGUUUGGGAAUGCAGGCUGUGGUUGAUCGGUCCUGUAGAACCAAUCCUGACGAUCCGAACGCCGCAAACCGAGCCACCGGGAACUGGAUACUAAACUUCGCCACGCCGACUGACCUUCGGUUCAUCAAUACAGUAAUCCAGGGCAGCUGUGAGCUGAUGCAAAGCGCAAUACACCUAGCUGAACGCGGGUCUCUGCAGUACUGUCCUACGCGUGUUAUCACCCGCGUCAUCGGUGUUUCUGUAUUCCUUCUCAAAGCUCUUGGCCUGGGCGUUGAAAGAGCAGUUUUCAACAAGUCUUUGGACCGGCUUGAACAUGUGGUUCGGACUAUUCGCCACAGUACUUGGGACGACUUGGAUCUUGCAAAACGUUAUGCCGAUGUCUUGCAUCAUCACAUCUAUCAACUCAAGAACGGCUCUGGCACACGAGGAUCCCAUCAAGAAUCGUCUAUUGUCGAGCAGAGGCCGGGCGAUGCCUUGACUGAGCGUGGAACAAGCUACGAAAGUAGUGACAUGUUCGGUAAUAUACAUGUUUCCGAUGAUUGGCCCGACUCACUUGCCUUUCUCGAUGCUUCGUUGGCUCCAUUCGGCAUCGCCACUGAUGAAAGCUCUGGACUUGCCGGGCUGGGGGAUAGUGAUUGGAGUUUGUUAUGGAACAUUCCCUCAUUCUAUACGCCCUUGUUUCCUCCUUGA